AUGCCUGUUGGACGGACGUCGCCAGUUUUGGCGAUCCUCCUGGUGCUAUUGAUAGGUUUCGCUGAUGGGUCGUUGGAGUUCCCUCGAUAUCGUCGGCACAUUCGCUUACUGGUAGACAGGGUCAAUGAGUUCUCAGGCCCCUUCGUCGGCCUGGUGAUGGCAUAUCGGACGGAGGCCGCCUCUCUCGAAUCCUCCGGUGAGUUCGUCCCUGCGAGAGACGUGCCGUGGAUCGAUCUUUACGGUAAGCGCCUCGCCAUCUCUCUUUUUCUUUCUCUCUCUCUCUCUAGGUUUCUCGCUCUCGCUGUCUCUCUGUCUUCACGAUCCAUUGACCCGCACCACCGACGGGAAUCGAGGCAUUUUACUUUCAUACCUCUAAAAUAUUUAAAAUUGUAAAUUGACUUUUAAAUAAACGCUUUUACAGGAAGGAGAUUCCACGUGGGGACCAUUUGUCGAGUGCCGGUCAUCUGGGUAAUGUCUGGCGAACGGAGGGUAAGAACGGUCUCUCUCUCUCAUAUCUGCGAAGCACCUGACGAAGAAAGCUUGGGACUUUCCGUUUGACCAGUUGAAUGCGGGAAUCACAGUCCAGAUCCUGCUUGACCACUUCGACAUCUGGGGGAUAGUCCACUACGGCAUCGCCGGCGGCGCCGACGACUCUCUCUCCUUCGGCGACGUCAGCAUCCCCAGAUUCGUCGCAUUCACCGGUUCCUGGACAUGGAAGGUGAAUAAGACCUUCACCUCCUCCUCCGCCGCCGCCACCGCCCGUCAGCUCAACCUUCGCGAUCAUUACAUCCUCCCCAGUUUCCUCCUUCAGAGAUUCAAAUCCGCCGACGAAGAGGAGAGCAAGGAGGAGCUCGCCCUGAUGAAGAUCGGCGCCUUCAACAUCCCGGAGAAGGGGAAGAACCUGCUGUCAAGCCUGGAGUUUAAGCCCGAGGAGUUCUUCGCCGUCGGGGAGGAGAUGAAGAAGGUCUUCUGGUUGGAGACCUUCCCCCCCUGGUUCCAACUGGCCCAGAAGCUUCAGGUCUCCUUAUCCACCUGCAGAUCAUACUCCAAAUGCCUCUGCGAACAAAAUCCCCAACUGUGGGAAAUCCUCAUCGCAGGACCUGGAACUGGACCAGUGCGUCAACGCAACCUACUGCCUGCCGUCCCCCCCGCGAGUGGUCGCCGGCCUCAGAGCAUCCACCGCCGACAUAUUCGUCGACAACGCAGCCUACCGGCGGUUCCUCUCCGAGAAGUUCAACGUCUCCACCGUCGAUGAGGAGAGCGCCGCCGUCAUCAUGGUUAGUUGAUGGCCCAAUUUCAAUCUUAGCAAGAUUUACACGUAAAUGUCUUCCCUUCGUUCGACUGUCUUCCUCCGCCGUCUCCGCAGGCGGCCAUGUCGCCGGGAACGCCGGCGAUCGCCAUCCGGGGGGUCUCCGACAUGGCGGGCGGAGGAACCGCGUGGCCAUCGACGGCUCUGAACUCCUUCGCUUCGGCUAACGCGUUCAAGGCCGCCGUCAAGUUCAUAGAGCUGAUCGGAAGCUGCGGAAGGAUCGUUGGCGGCGCCGCCGGCAGCGUGGAGCAUGAAGAUGCCCGGGCGUGA
This is a messenger RNA of Spirodela intermedia, 1579 nucleotides long. Lineage: Eukaryota; Viridiplantae; Streptophyta; Magnoliopsida; Alismatales; Araceae. The record is from the annotation of a GenBank genome assembly.